AUGGAGCUGAGGAUCCUCCUCCUCCUGCUGCUCUGCUUCCCAGGCUCUCGGCUCCCUCUUCUCCUGCCCUACCGCACCCCUGCCCUGACUGACGGGCCCGCGGGAGGGAGCUGCCCCAGGGCAGAGUUUGGCCCAGGUGCCCAGCUCAGGCCGGGGGGCGGAUGCCCGUGUGCCCACCGCUCGCGCGGCACUGACCACACGUGCUGUUCCGCAGAGUUGAACAAGCACGAGUUGGACCGUCUCUCUGUGCGGUGCCCGUACAGCACCCUGGGGUACAGCACAGGGACAAAAGCCUGGUGUCGAAAAGAAGGUCAGAGUGAGUGUAAAGUUGUGGCAAGGACAGAUUACCGUUCAACGCGGCGUAACAGCAGAGCUCUGGCAGACAGAACAUUGAUCCAGGAUAACACCUGGAACAGGACUGUCACCAUCACCAUGGAGAAGCUGCAGGCCCGGGACAGCGGCGUGUACUGGUGUGCAACCUACAGAGGCUCUCACCUCAUGGAGAAAAUGGAGGUCAGGCUCUCUGUGUCCAAGAGUGAGUACCCACUGGCAGCCAAGCGGGGAUGCGGGAGCGCGUUUAUGUCCACGCAGCCGUGGCAGGGAAAUGUAGCUGUAUCGGCUGGAACAACUUUGUCAGGCGCUGCAGGUUGCAGUCAGUCUACCCCUUCUGGCAACACCCCACCACCCAGCUCAAAUGGAAACAUCUUCAACCUACGCUAUGGGGUCCUGAGCAUCCUGUUCAUCCUGGCACUUAUCAUCUUGAUAACACUGUGUGUCUGGCGGCGCAAGCAGCUGAAGAGCAGAGGUACCAGACAAGCAGAGGACAUCUAUGAGAAACCAGAGGACAUAACACAGCUUGACAGCACUGAAAGAAUGGAAAGUUCCAAGGAUGACAGCAACGACCUAAAAUAUGUUACCCUGAACUUUAAAUCCCAACUCAGCCCUGAGGAUGCUCUCUACUGCAAUGUUGAACCAAGUCAGACUCACAGCAAACCCGAAGAUGAAAAUGUGGAAUAUGCUAUCAUUGCACUUAAGCAGUUACCAACGAAUGACAAAGGAUGAAGCACAGAAUCCCAAAACAGUCCAGAAAUGGGAGAAAAGAACUGGAAUACAAAGUGGGAAUGGGGCGGAGAAGGUGUGUGGACGGACACUGGGGAAAGAUCUAAGCUUUUGCUGCCCUGUGUAUGUUGCCUAUGCAUUUUAAGACCUCCCUCCUAUUAGAGGCCAGUAGAGAAUUUUGCCACGAGUGUACAGACUCUCUCAGGUCAGACAGAGGUGCUGGGUCAUUCUCAGGAUCCCUUGCACAUCUGCUUUCUUCAAGUCCAUUAAAAUGCAGACUCUUUUGGUGAGGCAGGUGUGGAGGACUGACCUUUUGAAAAAGAGCAAUAUUCAUCUGGACAUGGAUGGGUUUGGUGUUUCAACUGUGUUCACUCGUAGAAACUCUAUCCCAGUCCUAAGGGUUCAGCUACUAUGGCCAAGCAAACUCAUUCCAGUGCUGUAGGGAUAAAAUUCUAACCUUGCUGUGACUGGGUUCAUUUGCCAGGUAAUGGGUGGGGGAUAUGAGCACUGGAUUACAGGAAUAAGCAGAACCAGCAUCUACCUGAAGGCAAAUAGCUUGAGGGUGGUAUUGCAACACAAUGAUAUGCUGCAUUGCAAACUUUGCAAACUGAGGAUUGUGCUGUAUGAGUCUGAGCACCAGAAGGUCUUGUAGCUACAAAACAACAACAGCGCAUGUAAGUACUACGUACAGUUUUUGAGACUUCAUGCAAAUUCCCCUAUAACCUAAAUUUAUCAGUCUUCUUAGGUAAGAAGUAAGAUGGUAAGAGGCUUUCAAACUAAAGCUAAAUGUUUAGCUUCAGACUGAGAAAUAGAGUGCAUGUACAAGUGUCCCUUUACAGAGUGCAGAGGGUUGUGGGACGGAUUCGUGCGGCUGCUGUGGCUUACACUAGCAAGAGCCUCCAGCACUGUACCCUCUAGAUAACUGAAUUAUUUCCACACUUGAGGGCUAAAUUUUCUCUCAGGGUCAUCCACAGCCACAGCACAUUUAUGCAGUCUUUGAGGCCUGCACACUGAAAACAGAAUGAAGCAGCAGCUGAAAUCUGAAGUUACAGGCACGGCUUCCCAUGUGUAGCUUGUGCAGACUGCCCCAUCCCUUCACCACCUCCUAAUCAAAGGCCCUUACUUUGUGCAACAACUUCUGGCUGGCCUGCUCUCUUACACCCAUUGUUCCUCAAGAACAUGCAAACGGGCUGCUUAAACCAAGGAAUCAAGUAAUCAAGACAAGCAGGGAGAACCAAAAAUGAGUAUUUCUGGAGAAAGGAAAGAAGGGAACAAUAUCUGGUAUUGCACUAGAGAAGUGGACAGGGCACUGGGAUAUUUUUGAACAGAAUUUGCCUUGCUGUGCUAACUGCAAGGGCAAACCCAGAGACAGACAUGAGGAAGGACUGUAGCACAGAGGAAGAAGCUGGUAGGCUGUGUGGUGAAGCUGCAGGAAGUAUUACACAGACAACAGAGGAAGAAGUAUGAGCAUAAGAGGGCUGGUCUCAACAUCAGCUGCUAAAACAGAUGGGACACAGUGGUAAUUAAGAGUGGAUUAUUUACAGAUGUAAACGUCCAAGU
Egretta garzetta (little egret) is the source of this 2619-nucleotide messenger RNA. RefSeq names its product trem-like transcript 4 protein. The coding region runs from base 1 to 1062 and encodes 353 amino acids. Gene Ontology annotation, cellular component: cell surface. Gene Ontology annotation, molecular function: signaling receptor activity. Lineage: Eukaryota; Metazoa; Chordata; Aves; Pelecaniformes; Ardeidae. The record is from RefSeq and is a predicted model, not a curated record. The transcript has 7 exons.